AAAAAAUUAAGAAAUAGUUAAAGCAUAUAUCCAAAAUGAAGAUCAAAAUCCUCUACUUUUACUUCAUACUUCUUCCCUUGGCAUUCGCGGACUUGAAGGUUGGAUUUUAUGCAUCCUCGUGCCCAAAAGCUGAGUCCAUUGUGAAGAAAGUGGUGCAGAAUCGAUUCAAUCGUGACAAAUCCAUUACUGCAGCCUUGCUUCGCAUGCAUUUCCAUGACUGUGCUGUCAGAGGUUGUGAUGCAUCCAUACUCAUAAACUCUACCAAGGCCAACACGGCGGAGAAAGAAGCCGGAGCCAACGGCAGCGUCCGGGGCUACGACCUCAUCGACGAAGCGAAGAAAACCCUAGAGGCAGCAUGUCCUUCAACCGUGUCCUGUGCAGACAUCAUAACCCUAGCCACCCGAGACGCCGUGGCCUUAUCCGGAGGACCCCAAUACGACGUUCCGACGGGAAGACGCGACGGAUUAGUCUCCAACAUCGACGACGUCAACAUUCCAGGACCCAACACUCCCGUGUCCGUGACAUCACAGUUUUUCGCGAGCAAAGGCAUAACAACACAGGAAAUGGUGACCCUUUUCGGAGCACACACCGUUGGUGUCGCACAUUGUAGUUUCUUUGAUGGUAGACUCUCGGGGGCGAAACCUGACCCUACUAUGGACCCUGCGUUGAAUGCUAAGUUGGUGAAGUUGUGCAGCUCCAGAGGGGAUCCUGCUACACCUUUGGAUCAGAAGAGUUCUUUUGUUUUCGAUAAUGAGUUUUAUGAGCAGAUUCUUGCCAAGAAAGGGGUGCUUCUGAUUGAUCAGCAGCUUGCGUUGGAUGCGACUACCAAAGGGUUUGUGUCGGAUUUUGCUGCGAAUGGGGAUAAGUUUCAAAAGGGUUUCGCAAAUGCGAUUGUAAAGAUGGGGGAGAUUGAUGUCCUGGUUGGAAAUCAAGGUGAAAUCCGCAGGAAAUGCUCGGUUUUCAACCGCAACUAGAUUAAACCGUAACUAUCUUCCAUCCCAUCUAUAAAAUAUUAAGUUAUAAUAUAUUUUAUACUA
Messenger RNA from Glycine soja, 1037 nucleotides. Its product is annotated as peroxidase 44-like. NCBI's taxonomy places the organism in Eukaryota, Viridiplantae, Streptophyta, Magnoliopsida, Fabales, Fabaceae. Gene Ontology annotation, cellular component: plant-type cell wall; plasmodesma. The record is from RefSeq and is a predicted model, not a curated record. Gene Ontology annotation, biological process: response to oxidative stress; hydrogen peroxide catabolic process. The transcript has 2 exons. The coding region runs from base 36 to 974 and encodes 312 amino acids. Gene Ontology annotation, molecular function: heme binding; peroxidase activity.